This is a messenger RNA of Lactuca virosa, 816 nucleotides long. NCBI's taxonomy places the organism in Eukaryota, Viridiplantae, Streptophyta, Magnoliopsida, Asterales, Asteraceae. The record is from the annotation of a GenBank genome assembly.
UUCAUCCAUACGCUUCCAUAUUCUUAAGAUUCUCUCUCACACAUUCAUAUCUGUCAAAUAAUUGGAUUCAAAUUUUAAAUCACUUUUUGAUUCCUUCACCAUAUUUCCAAAUUUCAACUGAAGAUGCUGUGCAGGGGAACUAAUUCGAUAAAAUGUAGAAAACCUGGAUCAGUUCCGGUUUACCUGAAUGUUUAUGAUCUUACCUCCAUGAAUGAAUACGCUUAUUGGGUUGGCCUCGGCGUCUAUCAUUCCGGCGUUCAAGUUCAUGGAGUUGAGUACGCUUUUGGAUCUCAUGAACAACCGACGACUGGAAUCUUCGAAGGAGAACCGAAACAGUGCGAAGGAUUCACGUUCAGGAAGCAGAUCCUGAUAGGAUGGACGGAGAUGAGUCUAAGAGAUGUGAGAGGAUUCAUGGAAAUGCUAUCUCAGGAUUACACAGGGAUUUCAUAUAACCUAAUCACCAGAAACUGCAAUCACUUCUGCAAUGAUGCUUGUCUCCAACUCACCGGAAAUCCUAUACCGAAUUGGAUCAAUCGUCUAGCUAGAAUCGGUUUCCUGUGCAACUGUAUAGUUCCAGCGAGUAUAAAUUCGACUAAAGUUGGAAUUGAAGAUCACAAAGUGUGUAAUGAAGCAGAGAUUAAGACGAAACUAAGGAGCCGUUCAAAUCGGUUCACUUCAUCUUCGAGUUCUCCAUCGUCAUCUUCGGUUGAUCGUCCCAGAAGUCAUGGAAGAACUGUUCUCCCUUCAUCAUCGCUUUUGAUGCUUGAUUCCCCAUCUUCUCAGGCAAUAACAGUCUGUAAUGGUAAUCAUAUGUAA